Molecule: messenger RNA, 631 nt
Organism: Aricia agestis (brown argus)
Lineage: Eukaryota; Metazoa; Arthropoda; Insecta; Lepidoptera; Lycaenidae
Product: lysozyme-like
Exons: 5
Coding region: 51-590 (179 amino acids)
Source: RefSeq, a predicted model, not a curated record
UGUAGAAGUUCAGGGAAGGUUUAAACGUUCUCCGGUCAUCGAGUUUUAUAAUGAAAAUUAUAUUACUGUUCCUUUACGUUUUCGUCGUUGACGCGAAAAAGUUCACAAGAUGUCGCCUGGCUAAAGAGCUGGUCGAUAUUAAAUUGUUUCAGAAGACAUUUUUGGGAAACUGGGUGUGCCUUAUAGAGCAAGUGAGCGAUCGGGAUACAUCGGCCCUCAAGGUGUCACCGAGUGGGAAGAAAUCCUAUGGAUUGUAUCAGAUCCCUAGUAAAUGGUGUAAGGAAGGUAAAAAAGGUGGAGACUGUAACAUUGCUUGCGAAUCUUUACUGGACGACGACAUACGAGAUGAUACGGCGUGCGCGGUGACCAUCUUCAACAAAGAAGGCUUCAAGUACUGGAACCAGUGGACCACGAGGUGCAAGAAAAACAUCGACUUCAUAACGAGAGAGAUUUAUAAAUGUCCAGGUCUGAUAAAGGGUCGGUCGAAUCGGAGGAAGGUGAGUCCAGUAACAGACCUGCCGAGCGAAGAAUUGAAGAACAGAAGAAAACAAACAAAGAACGGGAUCGAUCGCAGGAUCGGGAACCGCUGAGGAAUUCGUUGUGCUAUUCAGAAAUAAACAAUGAAUGAAUA